AUGGAUCUUUCUGAGGGGGAGGACGCGCGGAGCGUCGGCGGCAGCAGCCGGGAGAGCAACGACAGCAUUUGCUUCUACUGUCGUGGGGGCGGCGAGGUCGUUUGCUGCGAAGGCUGCACAAACUCGUUCCACGUCGACUGCCUGGACGCCGCGCGCCGGCCGCAGCUGUCGGACGAAGACUGGUUUUGCCCCGAAUGUGUCGCUCGGUCUGCAGCGAGCAAAGGCGCGGGCGGCGGCCUCCCUGCCUCGUCGUUCCUCGUGGGCAUGCUGCCCUCGCCUCCCUGCGGGACUCCGCAGCGCUUCCUGCCCCCAGCGGCGCUCUACGCCGCCGCGAAGAAGGACGACGACGCGGCGCUGUCACCGCUCCUGCUGGCUAAGCGCCGGAAGCUCCAUGAAGCCGCGCCUCUGGCAGCCGCCGAAGCCUCGCACGCCUCCUCGUCCUCGCCUCUCGCCCCUCGCGGCUCGCGGGAGUCUUCGCCGCCUGCCAGACGCGGCGGCGGCGACGCGGGCGGCCGUCCCUUCGCCAGAGAGACGGAGAGAGACUGGGCGCCCGCGGAUGAGGCCGCCUCUCCGCCGCAGAGCGACGCCCGCGACGCGUCGCGCGCCGACGCCACGCACGUCGCCAGCGCGACCGCGACCGGUCCCGAGGGUCGCCUCUCGCCCAAGCGCGAGCCGCAUGCAGACGCGGCUGCCGCGGAGUCUCCGGCGGCCGCGCCUCCGGGGGAAGGCCGCGCCUCGCUUCUGGGCUCGGCGGCGGCGCCCCGCGCCCGCGAAGGCCUGAAGGAGGAGGAGAGCGAAGGCAGCGAGGCGGGGAGUCGCGGGGGACCGCCGGCGUCGCAGAGGCGCGAGAAGGACGACGCGCGCGCCGCGCGGGCGGCGGAGACGCAGCCCAGAGCGAAGCAGACGGCGACAUUGCUCUCUUCGCCGUCGUCCCCGAGUUCAGCGCACCUCAGCGCGGCUCCCGCCGCCUCCAGAGGCGAGGCCGCUGCUCCCCACGCGGCGCCGCACGCGGCGGCAUCGCCUCUCGAGGUCGCCGCGUCGCCUCCGCUGCAGGCCUCGGCGACUGCGUUCGCCUCCCAUGCAUUCCUCAGCGCGAACUGCCGCGCGGGCGCCGGCGGGCGCUGGCCUCCUGGGGCUGCCGCAGGCGGCGCGAGCAAGCGGCGGAGGAAGCGCGGCGACGAGACGCGCAUCAACGUGGGACCGGACUACCAGGUGCCUCGUCUUCCGGACUUCUACCUCUCCCGCUCGGACGAGCUGGCGUCUGCUGAGGAGGCGUACAGGGCGAUGUUUCCUUUCUCGACUUCGUGGGGGUCCGCGUCGUCGCUGUUUGUCUCGUCUGCGGCGCUGGCGUGCCCAUCGGUGCUGCGGUCGCUCCCGUCGACUUCGUCCUUCUUCGCGCUGCAAGACACUCUCCGCUCGCGCUGGUCGCCCUUCCCCUGCUCGCUCUUUCCGUCGCUUUCGGUGCAGCAGUCGCCUAGGGGGACGGCUGGGGCGUCAGAGCCGCCACGCGCCGCGCCAGGCCCCACCCGCGGCGAGGACAGUGACGAAAAGGCCGCGCGCCGCGCAGGCGCAGGCGCCUCCUCCGCCUCCGCCUCGUCUGCCUCGCUCAAUUCGUUGUCUCUCGCGGCGCCGACCGGCGCGCCAGCCCCCUUCCCCUUCUUCGCGCCGGCGCCCUUCGAGGCCGCGCCGCCUCACGCGCCGCAGGCCUUUCCGCCGCCGCCUGGCUUCCUUGCCCUCACGCUCCGCGGCGCGGUCGCAGCGGCGCCGGCUCUUGCGGGCAUUCAGUUCGAGGACGCGCGGCACAGCGCGCUCGAGCCGCGGCUCGUCUACUCGCCACGGCACCUGGAGGAGAAGCGGCAACAAUGCAUCGCCACAGGCCGCCUGCAACACUGCAUUCGCACGCAGACCGAGCUCGCCGACUUCGUGGAGACGUGCUCGCGGUGCUGGCACGCGCGUCCCGGCUGGCAGCCGUUUUCGGCCGAGUUCGCCUACCAGCUGCUGCAUCGCGCAGGCUACGACCCGCAGCGCGCGCUUCGCAUGCUUGACGACCCCGGAUUUUGCUUCAACGACAUCUGUGAGCCGCCGCUUCGGAAGUAUGACAACAAAUGGAAGCGGCGCGACAAGCGCGGCACCUUUCCCAACAGCCCGUACCCGCCCCCCCUCGUCAUUCAGGCCUUCCUCCAAGAGAAAUCGCGCGGGGCGACGCGGCCGUCGUCCUCCUCUGCGCUGCACUCAGUCGCCUACCUCUCGCGGUGA
Molecule: messenger RNA, 2256 nt
Organism: Besnoitia besnoiti
Lineage: Eukaryota; Apicomplexa; Conoidasida; Eucoccidiorida; Sarcocystidae
Product: PHD-finger domain-containing protein
Exons: 4
Coding region: 1-2256 (751 amino acids)
Biological process (GO): negative regulation of DNA-templated transcription
Molecular function (GO): transcription corepressor activity
Source: RefSeq, a predicted model, not a curated record